Messenger RNA from Gallus gallus (chicken), 1839 nucleotides. RefSeq names its product gastrulation brain homeobox 2 (gene GBX2). Gene Ontology annotation, biological process: regulation of nervous system development; regulation of transcription by RNA polymerase II. Gene Ontology annotation, cellular component: nucleus. The coding region runs from base 273 to 1295 and encodes 340 amino acids. The transcript has 2 exons. NCBI's taxonomy places the organism in Eukaryota, Metazoa, Chordata, Aves, Galliformes, Phasianidae. The record is from RefSeq and is marked validated. Gene Ontology annotation, molecular function: DNA-binding transcription factor activity, RNA polymerase II-specific; RNA polymerase II transcription regulatory region sequence-specific DNA binding.
AAAAUGUGAAUGGGCGCGGGGGAGCGGGCGGGCAGAGGCAGCGCGGUGCGGGGCGGCGGGGGGCGGCCGGCCCCGAUGUGCGGGCGGCGGCGGCCCCGCUCCGCCCCGGCUCGGCCCCACGCGUGGGCGCUGCGCGGCGCUGAGCUGCGGGAGCCGGAGCCCGAGCCCGAGCAAGAGGAGGAGGAGGAGGAGGAGGAGGAGGAGGAGGAAGAAGAAGAAGAGGAGGAGGAGGAGGAAGAAGGUGGUCGCCGCUGCUCCUCCGCCGGCCCGGCAUGAGCGCGGCUUUCCAGCCCUCGCUGAUGAUGAUGCAGCGCCCGCUGGGAAGCAGCACGGCCUUCAGCAUCGAUUCGCUCAUCGGCAGCCCCCCGCCGCCCGCCCCCGGCCACUUCGUCUACACCGGCUACCCCAUGUUCAUGCCGUACCGGCCCGUCGUGCUGCCCCCCCCGCCGCCCGCCCUGCCGCAGGCCGCCCUGCAGCCGCCGUUGCCCCCCGCGCCGCCCCCGCCGCUGCCCGCGUUGCCCGGAGCCUUCUGCCCCGGGCUGGCGCAGGGCAUGGCCCUCACCUCCACGCUGAUGGCCGCGCUGCCCGGCUCCUUCCCCGCCUCCCCGCCGCGCCCCGAGGCCGCCAGGAAGUUCGCCCCCCCGGGGAACUUCGACAAGGCCGACGGACUGCCUCCCCCGGACGGCGGCGGCGGCGGCGGAGACGACGGCAAAACCGGGGGGGGGCUGCUACCCUUCCCCGCUGCCGACGCCGUGCACGCAUCGCUGGCCGGGGCCCUCCGCGGCGGCCCCAAAGACGAUCCCAAAGCGGAGGAGGAGGCGAAGGGCCGCGAGGAGAACUUCUCCAUGGACAGCGACCUCGACUACAGCUCCGACGAGAACGGCCCCGCGCCGGCGGCCCCGCGGGAGGAGGACUGUGGCACCGCGUUGGAGGAGAACCCCCCCAGCGCCGCCAACGCCGCCGCCAACGCCGCGGCCACGGGGAAGAACCGACGGCGGCGGACGGCGUUCACCAGCGAGCAGCUGCUGGAGCUGGAGAAGGAGUUCCACUGCAAGAAGUACCUCUCGCUGACGGAGCGCUCGCAGAUCGCGCACGCCCUGAAGCUGAGCGAGGUGCAGGUGAAGAUCUGGUUCCAGAACAGGCGAGCCAAAUGGAAGCGGGUGAAGGCGGGCAACGCCAGCUCCAAGGCGGGGGAACCGUCGCGGAACCCCAAGAUCGUCGUGCCCAUCCCCGUGCACGUCAGCCGCUUCGCCAUCAGGAGUCAGCACCAGCAGCUGGAGCAGGCGCGGCCCUGAGCGCCGCUGGGGGGGCAAAAAAGUUGACAACCGGGGUUUUCGCCGGACCCGCUCUGAAAAGCGAAACGAGCGACGGAAACCAACCCAAACAGACGAAAACGACCCAAGCGAACGACCCAAACGAACGCCUCCCCGCCCCCCCAAAAUGAACCUAGAAGCGACGCGACUCCACCGGCGACCCACGAGCGAUACGGCGGAGCCCCACGCCGGCAGCGAGCGGCAGAACUGAAGGCGGAACGCCGCGCGGAGCGGGGCCGGGGACCGGGACCGCAUCGCCCCGCAGCGCCACGGGAUAACGGCGCUGGGGGAGCCGUCGGUGCGGGGCCGCCCCUCGCAGAGCCGCGUUGAGAGGAGAGGGGGAGAGAGAGAGAGAGAGGAGGGGAGGGGGGGGAGGAGGACGGACGGACGGACGGACAGACGGACACCGAGGAAAGCACGAAUUCAGCGUUGUGGUUUAAUUUAUUUCGAUGUAGCCCGUUUCCUUCUAAGUUAUGAAAUUUAAGGAGCCAACUCCCGUCUUGUGAAUAAAAGCCGACAAAGAAAC